Penicillium chermesinum is the source of this 2124-nucleotide messenger RNA. RefSeq lists its product as uncharacterized. Gene Ontology annotation, molecular function: protein binding. The record is from RefSeq and is a predicted model, not a curated record. The transcript has 5 exons. Lineage: Eukaryota; Fungi; Ascomycota; Eurotiomycetes; Eurotiales; Aspergillaceae. Gene Ontology annotation, biological process: nucleosome assembly; DNA replication-dependent chromatin assembly. Gene Ontology annotation, cellular component: nucleus; CAF-1 complex. Bases 1 to 2124 code for a protein of 707 amino acids.
AUGAAGGCCUCCGCGUUGCUGAUCUCAUGGCACAAUGACAAUGUCCCCAUCUAUUCCGUCCAUUUCGACCCCAAUGGCAAAGGUCGCUUAGCUACCGCUGGCAAUGACAACAACGUUCGACUUUGGCGAGUCGAAUCCACCGGCGAAGAACGAAAGAUCACAUACCUGAGCACCCUCAUAAAGCACACCCAAGCAGUCAAUGUGGUACGAUUCAGCCCGAAAGGGGAGAUGCUCGCAUCUGCCGGAGACGAUGGGAACGUUCUGCUUUGGGUGCCGUCGGAGCUCCAAACCCAGUCGGGCCUUGGGGAGGAUUCAUCCGAUGACAAGGAGACCUGGCGAGUGAAGCAUAUGUGCCGCUCAUCCGGGGCCGAAAUCUACGAUUUGGCAUGGCAAAUGGUACGGCAGAUUGCCGAACACUCGCACUAUGUUCAGGGCGUUGCAUGGGAUCCGCUCAAUGAAUUUGUCGCCACGCAGUCCUCAGAUCGAUCGGUCCACAUCUACAGCUUGAAGACCAAGGAUGGCCAGUUCACCUUGACCCCGCACGGCAAGGUCCUCAAGAUGGACCUGCCAGCCAAGCGCAUCUCCUCAAGUAGUCCCGCUCCUCCAGACCCCGCCAACAAAUCCCAGCAGGCCAUGAACAGCUCAAUUGCUAUUGCAUCCCCCGCGCCUUCUACCCCCGGUACACCAAUGGCUUCUAACUUGCCAAUGGAUCCUCCCCCGGUCUCUCACAGCCGACGUUCAUCAUUUGGCUCUUCGCCGUCGAUCCGACGCUCGGCUUCUCCAGCUCCUUCCCUUCCUCUCCCUGCUGUGAAGCCCAUGGAGGUUUCAUCUCCAAGUCUUUUUGGCGGACUCGGAGUAAAGAAUGCCAGCAUUUACGCCAACGAGACAUUUACUUCCUUCUUCCGCCGGUUGACGUUUGCUCCCGACGGAAGCUUGCUAUUCACACCAGCAGGUCAAUUCAAGACGACUCAUGUCUCACCUACCGACUCAACCAAAACGAUGGAUGAGAUCAUCAACACCGUCUACGUUUACACGCGGGCCGGCUUUAACAAGCCGCCAAUUUCUCAUCUUCCGGGCCAUAAGAAGCCUUCUGUCGCUGUGAAAUGUUCUCCAAUAUACUACACCCUCAAGCAAGGAACCCAGGCUGCGAAGAAUCUCACCGUGGAUACUUCGACUGGCGAGUCUAUGUUCCCUCCCUUGCCUGACCCUGUUGUUCCGGGUGGGGGUAUUACCAGCCAACCACAUAUGGAUCCCCCAUCUUCAACCCCUGCGAGCAGCGAUGCGCAGAAAUCCCAAAAGUCUCCAGAAAAUAACACUAAUGAUGGAGGCCAGUCUCCAGCGCCAGUUUUUGCUCUGCCAUACCGUAUGGUAUACGCUGUAGCCACCCAAGAUGCCGUUCUUGUCUACGAUACGCAACAACAAACGCCCUUGUGUGUGGUCAGCAACUUGCAUUUUGCAACAUUCACUGAUUUGAGUUGGUCAAAUGACGGCUUGACCUUGAUUAUGGGCUCAUCCGAUGGCUUCUGUUCUGCGCUUUCCUUUUCCCCUGGUGAACUUGGCCAGAUCUACACAGGACCGACCGGGCCUAGUUCGAACACUGUCAAUCCGGGCCCAGCAUUAACGAACAACACCCCACUUCCUACACCGACACAUGCUCCAUCGCCUGUAAAGCCAACGCAUGCUCAUUCUGGGAGCAGCGGCGGGCCAACGGCUGCUAAUCCUGGACCCGCGGGAGGGCCAGCUCCUCCUGCUAGUCCUGCACGAUCCAACUCGGUUUGCUCGGUGGCUACUCAAGCCUCGGCCCAACCGCAAGCCCCUGUAGUCAACAACCCGACCCCGAUACUUGGCUCGGUCCCUCUAGUGACAGCAACACAUUCAGCGCAGCCCUCUGGACUGCCUCUCACCACCCCGCCACAAACUCCACUGCCAUUAACAGGGGGGACGAGUACUUCUACUGGUAGCGUCCUCGGCAAGCGAGACAUGCGAACAGCAAGCGAGUCCGAAAAAGAAGACAGCAAAGGACCGGACUCGGCGGUUCCAGCUCAACAACCGAAGAAGCGCAGAAUUGCUCCUACUCUUGUCUCGGUCGACUCAGCGUCACCAAAAGAAGACUCCGUGUCAUGA